AUGUCUGAUUCCCGGAAAGCACGGCAAGACUCGAAGCCUCCACCAGAAGUCAAGCCGCGCGGUGCGAACAGGUCGACGAAGGUCGCUGGGAAGCUCAAGGUCCUGCCAGAGCAGCCGGAAAGUCUUCCAGUUCUAGGCACCAAAUCACCUAUUUUGCAUCAUAAGCCCCCAAAGGAUCAGGCGAGUAGUUCUGGAACAACCGGGGACAGUGAUGAAGGUGAUGUGGAGGAGAACGACGAGUCUCAAGAAGAGGACGUUGAAGUAUAUAACCAAAUAUCUCUCAUACCCGAGGGAACAGCUCGCAGAGAUGCUUUGCGGCUGACGAAGAAGAAGGCGAAAUCCCUGCCUCGAGUGACAGCCUAUGCCACGGCAAGCUCCUACCGGAUGAGUGAUUUGAUGAAGUUUUUUAGCGCCAGGCGGAGUGCAUACCACACAGACCCUAAGCUAAUUGACGAUGCGAUCUAUACCCCAUAUCUUUAUGACCCACCUCUCACCCAUCCAGAAAGCCGGCAGCCUCAGACAACCGCACCCACUGGCGACCUACUGGGCAUUCCUGAACUCAGAGGGGAUGGAGAAGAUCACCCGGAGGACCUUAAAAAGAAACGCAAGGCAAGCAAGUUUGAUACCACCGCCACAGAAGCUGAGAUAUUCAUGUUCAACUAUGGCACUGUGGUGAUUUGGGGCAUGACAGAAGCUCAAGAAAAAAGAUUCCUGUCGUCCAUAAAACGUUUUGAGAUCGAGAAAUUAGCACCCGAAGACGUAGAAAUGGAAGACUUGAACUACUAUUAUGCGAACUACAGUCGGAUUUACAACGAUGUUAUAACGCUCCGAAAAGGAUCUAGCUAUAUGACCAAGCUCUCCUUAUCGCAUGCACUCUCGCAAUCAGUAAAAAUAUCAUUGUUCGAAGAGCUGAUUUCCUCCAAAAUCGAGGAGACGAAGGACAUACCGGAGGUCAUUAGUGAGACAGGCAAGAUCGGCAUGCCCCACAAAGAGAUCAUGCAGAAAAUUGGGCAGCUGUUCCUCCUCCGGACAAACAUAAAUUCCGUUGGGUCGGUGCUGGACUCGCCUGAAGUCUUCUGGAGCUACCCCGAUCUCCAGCCCCUGUAUGAUGCAGCCCGGAGUUAUCUUGAAAUCCCGCAAAGAAUUAAUCUGUUGAAUACGCGUGUAGAGGUCCUUCAAGAUAUGCUUCAACUGUUGAAAGAAUCAGUAUCAAGUAAGCAUUCUGAACGGCUCGAGCAAAUUGUCAUUUUAUUGAUCGGUAUCGAAAUCGUUCUCGGCAUCAUCACCAUCCUUGUCGACUUGAUGGCGGCUGGUUAA
This is a messenger RNA of Cyclocybe aegerita, 1317 nucleotides long. The record is from the annotation of a GenBank genome assembly. Lineage: Eukaryota; Fungi; Basidiomycota; Agaricomycetes; Agaricales; Hemipholiotaceae.